GUAUGGACAUCUUGGAGGGAGGCAUCAUUCUACUACUUUGAUCCUUCUCAUUCUUCUCACCCCUCCAGUUAGGGUGGUAUCUACCCCACUUCAGCAUCCUUCCCUCAUGUAGGAUCACUUCUAAGACAUGCUUACCUACAGACCCUAUAACCAAGCAUCCUGGUCACACUGUACCUUUUUUUUUUUUUUUUUGUAUCUUCAUAUCCUCAUUCUUUAGAGAGAAGUUACUGGGGAUCAAAUCCAGGCCUACACCCGCAGCUUUACAUUGCAAGCUGCCAGCCAUCAUGCCCUGGAACAUGAAGUCUCCUGGCCUCAUCGAUAUCUACUUCCUUUGCCUCACUCUUCUUAGCUCUUAGCCACCUGAGUGCGCUUGGAACCCUAGUACUAUGUGACUGCUGGCAAGAAUGGGUCUGAGCAGGAGCCUCACCUCUGCUCCGGAAGGCACCUACCUAGCUUCACGGCAGACUUGCAUGCUCAGCCCCCCACCCCACCCUGAGGAGGAGUGUGAGCUCUCCAAAGAGCUCCUGAAUUUGUAAGAUUUUAACAUAGGCGCUUCCAUGACACCAUUCCUGGAGAAGUCACUGAAUAUACUUGUGCGGGAGCCUGCACCGACCCAGUGCUUUAUGGGCAGGACAGAUCCAAUGAUGCUUAAUGAAUUGUGAAGAAUUCGGUGUUCUGGCUGCUGCUCCCAGGCUCCUCUAGAGCUGAGGGCUUUGGUUCCGAUUCCCACUGCUGGAGUCCCCAGAGUUCUUCCUGUAGCCAGACCGCGACACGCCGCAGCCACCUGGUACAGAGACUGAUCUCUGAGCAAGCUAAGCCGCUGCAAAAAAGGAGCCUGGGCGUGUCCGGGGCCGGGCUGGGCGGUGGGAGGUGUCCGUCCGGGACGGCUCCUCCAUUGGCUCCGCGGGGCAGGGGCGGGGCUUCAAGGCCUAGGUCCGCAAUGUAAGUUCACAGCUCGGGUCGCGUCCCACUGCCGCGCUGUUCUGCUCCUGAGCUUCUGUGUCUGCUGGUCGAUUGUCUGCGACGAGCUUUACGGAAUGCCUGGGACUGCUGACCAAGGGGUCUAUUGUGGCUCGGAGCACACACUGGAGCUCCAAAGCCCUGGACCAGGUUGAGAAUCCCAGGACAAGACCAAAGCUCAUUGCUCCCAACAAGAUCUCUAGUUCUUCUGCCUUCAAUUUUUAGAAGAGGAUUUUCAACUCUGGAGAGAAAACAAUUUCUGUUAUCUCAACUCCUGACUUUGUUGGCCUUUGACGUUCCUUUUCCUAAUUCCCUGGUCACAUCUCACACUCCAGUCUUUAGGGCUCUGGCAAGUGUUUGGUGUCUGAAAACCAUCGGCUUGAAGCCAGUGUUUCAGGUUCAGGGCAUUAAGCAGAGGCUGUGUGAACAGUGAGCUGGGCAGCCAGGCCUGAUUGGUGAGAUUACCAUGUCCACCAAGGUCCCCAUUUAUCUGAAGCGCAGCAGCCGCAAGGGCAAAAAGGAGAAGCUACGGGACUUGCUGUCCUCUGACAUGAUCAGCCCACCACUUGGGGACUUUCGCCACACCAUUCACAUUGGCAGUGGUGGUGGCAGUGACAUGUUUGGAGACAUAUCUUUCCUGCAGGGCAAGUUUCACCUCUUACCAGGAACAACCAUAGAGGAGUCAGAGGAGGAUGGCAGCUUCGACCUCCCCUUCCAAUUCACCCGGACUGCCACCAUAUGCAGACAGGAGCUCCCUGAUGGGCCCUCGCCUCUGCUUAAGAAUGCCAUCUCCCUCCCUGUCAUUGGUGGGCCACAAGCCCUCACUCUGCCCACAGCUCAAGCUCCACCCAAACCCCCUCGCCUGCACUUAGAGACACCCCAGUCUUCCCCGCGGCCUUCCCCACAAGAGGCAGGAAGCGUGGACAUCUGGAGGAUUCCAGAAGCUGGCUCAUCCCACAAUGGGCUGACCCCAGAGUCAGAAGCUGAGGAGCCCUUCCUGUCCCAUGCCAGCUCAUUGCUUUCCCUGCAUGUGGACUUGGGGCCCUCCAUUCUGGACGAUGUUCUCCAGAUCAUGGAUCAGGACCUGGACCGCAUGCAGAUCCCCACAUAGAACCCUGGGCUGACCAUGCAGGGUGCCCAGGCUGGGUGACACUGGGAAGCAGGGUGUGGACACGGUCCACCAAUGGCCACUGGCCAGUGAUUCUUUGAGCCUUUCCUUCCUUCUUCUCUCUCCCCUUGGGAACAAUGUGCCUCAUUGAUUUCCAUUAACAACCUGCCAAGGAUAUGCGUAGAAGUCAGCCCCUUCCCCCCACGUGUCCUGCCAUUCUUCACAUGACUAGGGGAUUCUAGUUACAAUAAAACAUGCUGCUGCCAGUGGCCAAGCAGCUGGUGCCCAUGUUCCAGGCUCUCCCAAAGAUGAGUCAGUUUCAGAGAGCUGUGGGCUCAGCAGGGUGAGCCUCACCCCAGAGGGAAUGGUAAGGUCAGUCCCUCCCUUCAGCAGAGUUCUACCUGCUUCUCAGUCUGUGGAGAGAAUGAAGCAGGAACAAAUCAAGGGUCCAUUGUGGAUAUGUGGGCACUGUUCGGGUAUCUGUCAAGAGGAGUCCUUGCCCUGGUGGCUAGGGUCUGCCCUGGGAGAGACAAGAGUGACUAUAUAUAUAUAUAGCCACAAGCCUCAUGUGAAGAACCAACAGCUUGUCCAGCUCCAGGGGGCUGAGAGCACAUGGAAGGAGGGAUAGGCUCAGCCUGAGAGGGCUUGGGCAGCACUGACCAGUAGACUCCCCCAUUAGCAGCUGUUUGUUGAAUACCUACAGUCUACUUGACAUGGCCCAGGGAUGGGGAUGCAAGGCAUUGUGAUCUCUGCUGUCUUGGGGCUCACAUUCUAGUGGAGAAAGGGAUAUCAUGUGUAUAUACAAGUAAGAGAGAAUUCCCAGCCUGCUGAAUGCAGGAAGAAAACAAUGCAACCAGAAGGCUUGGGGAAAGGGGUGCCCCAGCUGAGGCAGUGGUUUCAGGGCACACCAGAAUAGAUGUGAUUGGAGCCAACAGAGUGGUAUAAGCAAAGGUACUGAGGACCAGAAGUGAAUGAC
This is a messenger RNA of Octodon degus (degu), 3044 nucleotides long. It is a transcript of the gene Cdc42ep2, whose product is annotated as CDC42 effector protein 2. The record is from RefSeq and is a predicted model, not a curated record. The transcript is spliced from 3 exons. Bases 1427 to 2071 code for a protein of 214 amino acids. Lineage: Eukaryota; Metazoa; Chordata; Mammalia; Rodentia; Octodontidae.